Brassica rapa (field mustard) is the source of this 2319-nucleotide messenger RNA. RefSeq lists its product as uncharacterized. Gene Ontology annotation, molecular function: zinc ion binding; nucleic acid binding. The record is from RefSeq and is a predicted model, not a curated record. Lineage: Eukaryota; Viridiplantae; Streptophyta; Magnoliopsida; Brassicales; Brassicaceae.
CAACGUGCUGAUAUGUGUACUGAUGGACAGCCACGAACGUCCUAUGUGUGCUGACGGACACACACAGACAGCCACGGACGUCUUAUGUGUGCUGAGGGCACACACGGAUGUCCUGUGUGUGCUGACGGACACCCAUGGACGUCAUGUGUGUGUGCGGGUCCAAGUUGGGCUUUGGAGCCAGGAUCGGGUCUUACAAGUUGAAUCAGAGCAGAGUUGGUUCUAGGAUUGUUAUGGGGUUAUGGGAAAUCACCACACAUCCGGCUGGGUCUCAUGGUAAGGUCUGGUUGAUUGCGUAGUUAGCCUAAGGGAUUGUGUGUUUCCUUAUAUGAGUUGAUGAUGGGGUUAACCCGACCGUGUUGUUGCCAAUCCAAACGGAUGGGACAAAUGUGGAGAUCGGGCCGCCUGUUGUUCAGGUGAAUCCGACUGAGGUUCGUGUGGACGGAUCAGGACGUCAGCUGGAACCGGAGCUGGAACCAGUUGAUGGAGCUGGACGACAACAAGAAAGGGGGUUUGAGGAGCAAGGAGAGUCCUCGCAGACUGGUCGCCAGGACGAUAAGGUAGGUGGAACAGCUGGUCAAGUGAAUCAGACUGCUGAACCGUCUAUGAAGGAGGUGCUAGAAGCCAUGAAGGCUAUGGGGACUCAGAUCUUGGCCUUGACCCAGGCAUUCACGCCUGUAAGGACAGCCAUUCCUUUGGGGAAUGACCGGACGGGUCCGAUUGCGGCAGCUCAGGCAGCUGGUCGAGGAGCUCAGCAGCAGUUGGAGGAAGUGGCUGAGGUGAUUGAAAUCGAUCCCCCAGCUAGGACAGCUAAGAGGAUGGAUUAUCUGAAGCUGCUUGAGCACAUAUCCAAGCUGGGGACUAAACACUUUGCUGGAAGUGUUGAUCCAUUAGAGGCUGACGAGUGGAGGAGCAGGCUAGUCCGUAAUUUCAGCUUAACUCGAUGCCCAGAUGACUACAAGAAGGACAUUGCAGUUCACUUCGUGGAAGGUGAUGCUCACAACUGGUGGUUGGCUCUAGACAAGCGUACCAGUGGCAGCAUUGAACGCUUCUCCGACUUUGAGGUGGAGUUCAACCACAAGUACUGCCUAGCUGAGGCAUGGGAUCGUCUAGAGGCUAAGUUCUUGGACCUGGUUCAGGGAUGCAGGACAGUAAGGGAGUAUGAAGAAGAAUUCAACCGUCUCUGGCGUUAUGUGGGUAAGGAGUUAGAGGACGAGUCAGUACAGGUUCGUCGGUUCAUAAGAGGCGUAAGGGUUGAGCUCCAAACCUACUGCUCAGUUCGCACCUUUCACACUGUGUCUGAACUGGUUGAAAGGAUGGCUAUGUUUGAGACUAACUUGGCCGAGGAGGCUAAGCUGAAAACCCGGAGUCACACGGUUCCUAGUGGUGGUAGCAAUGACCGCAAGAGGAAGAGGGAACAGGCUGACGAAGGUAAACCUUCAAGUGGUAGGCCUGAGUGUCCCAAGUGCGGCAGACAUCAUGGUGGUGAAUGCUGGAGAGCAAUGGGAGCCUGUCUCCGAUGUGACAAGAUGGAUCACUCAGCUCGUGACUGUCCUAGAUAGGAGCAAGGGGCUAGUGGUGAUACAUGGACAUGCCAUUACUGUGGAAAGAAGGGACAUCUCCGAAAGGAUUGUCCUAAGCUGUCAUCCGGGCCAAGCAAGAGCCAAGGAGAGGUUAGCAGCCGGAUCAGAACCGCGGAAAGACUUCAGCACCGCGCGUCUAUGAGUUGUCCAAGGAUGAGGACAGGACCAGGCCAUUCCAAGCGAUCACUGGUAAUUGUCUGAUCUUGAUCUUUUCAAUUCAAUAGAAUUGCAUGGUACGGAACUUAGAAUGGUUAGAUACUUAGAUUGGGUCAUAUGUAGAGACCCUAAGUAUUGGUGGUGUGGAAACACACGUACUUUUUGAUACUGGUGCUACACAUAGCUUUGUGAGCCCAGGGAUGCUCGGAAAGGGGUUGUUCCAGUUGGGAACGGGGGAUUGUCCUGGGGUAGUGAACGCGGCCGGUGGGCAAGUUAUGAGGUCACUAGGAGUGAUUCGGGACAUCCCAGUGGUGAUCCAAGACAGGGUCAUGCCUGUGGAUCUUGUGGUAGUCCACCUAAAGAAUCACGAGGUGAUAUUAGGUAUGGACUAGCUUGGAAAGAACCGGGCCACUCUUGACUGUCACCGGGGGCGAGUGCAGUUUGAGGGUGGGUGUGGAUCUCCCGUCAGGUUCCAAGGUAUAUAUCCGAUCUCUGGAUGCUUGGUGGUGUCAGCAAUCCAUGUUGAAAAGAUGCUGAGGAAGGGUUGUGAAGGUUAUCUAGCCACAAUCGCCAAUAAGGAGGU